This is a messenger RNA of Solea senegalensis (Senegalese sole), 1717 nucleotides long. RefSeq lists its product as uncharacterized. Gene Ontology annotation, cellular component: external side of plasma membrane. The transcript has 10 exons. The record is from RefSeq and is a predicted model, not a curated record. NCBI's taxonomy places the organism in Eukaryota, Metazoa, Chordata, Actinopteri, Pleuronectiformes, Soleidae. The coding region runs from base 72 to 1568 and encodes 498 amino acids. Gene Ontology annotation, biological process: positive regulation of T cell proliferation; T cell costimulation; cell surface receptor signaling pathway.
GCACAGGGAAGAAGGAAACAACUCAUGAAAACACAACUGACUGUACGACACUGAAUUAACGACAGGUCUCAAUGAACUGGGCCAUUUUUCUAAUUGUGCAAGUCAUAUUUCAGCCAUGUCUCUCAGACUUGUUCACUGUUGAGGCAGAGCAAAAUAUGUACGAGUCAGUGUUCGGAGGAGACGUUGUGAUGGGCUGCAGCUUUCGGCCUAAAACAUCCGGGCGUUCGGGUGACCUGCAGGUGACCUGGCACUGGAUUGGACCGGGCUUUAAUCGGGAAGUGUACAUUUGGAAGAAUGGCAAGGGGCACUCGGCAUCUCAGGAGUACCAGGACAGAGCGACACUCCUCACCGAGCAGCUGAGUGAAGGCUGGGCAAAGCUACAGCUCUCCAAGCUCAAAAUCAGAGACUCCGGGAAGUAUCAGUGUUUGGUGCGAACAGCGGAGGGAGCCGACUAUAAAACCAUAAUUCUUUCUGUUGUAGCACCGUAUCAAGCAGUGACUAAACACAUUGAGAAGGCAGCAGAGGGCGAUGACCUGCUGCUGACCUGCCAGUCUGAAGGAUAUCCUCAGUCGACUGUGGUGUGGAAGGACGGACGCCAGCGCACACUUGUGCCCAACACCACCGCUGCAUCGACAUCGGACCAACUCUUUAAAGUCACCAGCCAGAUACGCGUCAGCUCAUCAGACAAAAACAACUACACAUGUGUCUUCACAAAAGAUGGCCACUCUGCAACAUUUCACCUUCCAGAUGAAAUACCAAUUCAACAUGUAAGAAACGACACUGUCCCUGUUAUACUGCUCGUCGGAGUCGUACUGGUUGCCAUCGCUGUCAUGGUGGCUGUGUGUCAACGGCAGCGAAAAGGAUCCAACGCUUCCAGUACCAGGAACCUUGUAGUUGAUGCCAGAGGCAGAUGGUUUCCUGCUUCUACCUGUCUACAAAUAAAUACAGAAGAUGAGGAAGAGAGAACGAUUUUUAAUGAAAAUUGUAUGGAGGAAAAUCUGGGGGUGUUUCUGAAAGCCCGCUACUCUGAGGUGAAGCACCAGUGGCCCACAUUCAAUCUGGAGGAGCUGCCUCACACGCUCCAAAACAAUGAAGGCCAGUCUGUGAAUCUUCAAGCUUUACUACCAGAAGCUGGAGAGGUACGUUUUCUUGAGGGACCCCCAGGAAGUGGGAAGACAACUGUAGCCUACAUCCUGGUCUCCUCUUGGACUGAAGGAGCCACGGACAUCCUCGAUCUCAGCAGCCUUCGACUUCUCAUAUAUGUGGACUGCAGCGCAGUGAAGGGCGACUUGUUUCGGGAAAUAAUGACUCAAGUGUCUCUCGAGAAACAGACAGAGGAUGAACUGAGGAUGACGUUGACCAAGUCCAAGGAGGCGCUGCUGUUGUUGGAUGGCUACAAGGAAGGGAACCAAAUGUUUGACGAGUCCCUGAAGAGGUUUCUGAGUGAAAGAGGGGGAUGCAGGGUGUUGAUCACGGCCUUCCCGGGUUCUUGCCCUGCUCUCAGGGAGGCGUUCAGGACUGGAGUGGUUCUGAAACUACAAACACGGACUGUAAAUUACAAACGUUAGUGACCGGCAAACUUUUGAGGCACUUGUUACAUAUUUUAAAACCAUGUGUGAUGUUUUAUUUGUGAAUGUUGUUUUUUCAUAAUAAGCCCAAUAUGCUGCAGAAUGUACAAAUGUCAAAGUGAAGAGAUUCAAUAAAUGUUUGUUUAGCA